Molecule: messenger RNA, 2031 nt
Organism: Megalops cyprinoides (Indo-Pacific tarpon)
Lineage: Eukaryota; Metazoa; Chordata; Actinopteri; Elopiformes; Megalopidae
Gene: gnl3l
Product: guanine nucleotide binding protein-like 3 (nucleolar)-like
Exons: 16
Coding region: 182-1900 (572 amino acids)
Cellular component (GO): nucleolus
Molecular function (GO): GTP binding
Source: RefSeq, a predicted model, not a curated record
CAACAGUUCAAUUUGAUGACCUCUCGGGGAAAUACGUUCAUCUGCAUCAACUCAACCUAGGUGGUAUUAUACACGGGCAAUAAGGAUCACCAAACCACAGAAGAAGAAAAGGAGGCCUGCUUUGCGGCAACUGUCGUGAAAGCACCAGUAGUCCUCCAGCUGCGAAUCAUCUGGCGGAAGCAUGCCUAAAGCCAGACAAAAAAGAGCGAAAUGGCUAACAUUUCGUGGGAAGAACAAGGGGAAUGAUGCGCAGCAGCAGAAAGCAUCACAAGAAGGAAGGAAGAACCCAGGCCAGAACACAGGGCUGCAUGCACACCUGUUCAAGGAGAAUGGCCACAGAGAUGCAGAACUCAGGAAGAAGAGGAGGGAGAGCCUUCAGGAGAAGCAGAAAAUUUCUCGGGACAGAGAGCUGUUAAAGAGGCGCAGUCUGGGCUCCUUCCAGAAAGAUGUUCUACAGCGACAGAGAGAAUUUGAGAGGAAGGAGGCUGAGAUGCAGAAUUUAGACAAACACGUCAGCUUUGAAAAUGAGAACUCCAGGAAGGCGUAUUACCGGGAAUUCAAAAAGGUCAUUGAGAGGGCUGAUGUUAUUCUGGAGGUCCUGGACGCCCGUGACCCACUGGGGUGCCGCUGCCCACAAGUGGAACAGGCUGUGGUCCAGAGUGGCACCAACAAGAAGAUUGUGCUGGUGCUGAACAAGAUAGAUCUGGUUUCUAAGGAAAUUGUGGAGAAAUGGAUCAAGUACCUUCGUAAUGAGUUCCCCACCGUGGCCUUCAAAGCCUCUACUCAGCAGCAGAACAGGAACUUGAAGCGUAGCAGCGUCCCCGUGGCUCAGGCCUCCUCGGAGCUCCUGGGCAGCAGUGCAUGUGUGGGGGCGGACCUCCUGAUGAAGCUACUGGGGAAUUACUGCCGCAGCCUCGACAUAAAGACCAUCAUCACAGUGGGCGUAGUGGGCUUUCCCAAUGUGGGGAAAAGCAGUAUGAUCAACAGUUUGAAGCGAGCGCGCGCCUGCAACGUCGGGGCCACGCCUGGUGUCACCAAGUGUCUUCAGGAGGUGCACCUGGACAAGCACAUCAAGCUCCUGGACUGUCCAGGGAUCAUUAUGGCGACCUCCAAAAGCGAUGCAGCCAUGAUCCUGAGGAACUGCAUGAAGAUCGAACAGCUGAUGGACCCAGUGGAGCCGGUGGCCGCCAUCCUGCGCCGCUGCAAUAAGGCUCAGAUCAUGCAGCACUAUGGUGUCCCAGACUUCCAAACUCCUCUGGAGUUCCUGGCAUUACUGGCACGCCAGCAGGGUAAGCUGCGGAAAGGGGGGCUGCCGGAUCAUGACAAGGCUGCCAAGAGUGUCCUCAUGGACUGGACUGGCGGCAGGAUCAGUUACUUCACACACCCUCCAGAGACACACACGCUGCCCACACACAUCAGUGCUGAGAUUGUGGCAGAGAUGGGCAAGGCCUUUGACUGGGAGGAGCUGGAGAAGGGCAACCAGGAAGCACUGGCUGAGGUGAGCUCUCUCUCAUCUGCAAUGCAGAUGGGGUUGUGCAUGGCUACCUCAGGCAUGACGCAGGGGGAGCUACCCUCUGACUUGGACAUUCAGGGAGACGAUGUGGAUGACUGUGAGCCAGAGAGGACGGAAUCCAUGGAGCACGAUGCUGAUACCAAGUUUGGGCCAAUGACGGUGGAGAUCCCGUUAUCCCAGGCUAAGUCGGGGGGUGUAGUGGAGACAGUGUGUCCACGGGCCCUGGACUUGCGGGACAUCCUGCAUGUGGACCCCCUCCAGCAGGGCCAGGCACUGCUGGCAGCCAGCAAGAAGAGGAAGAAGCAGCAGAAACGAGCUGACAAAAUUGCAACCAAGCUCUCAGACACACUGACGUCUGCGAUGAACUUUGCCUUCCUGGACAGCUGAUGAAGGUGUGCCAUUCAGGAACGGGAACUCUGAACGGCCCUCCUGGAGGGGUGUGUAUACGUGUGUGAAGAAAAUAACAUGCUGUGCUUAAUGUACAUUUCACACACUGCUUGUACAAAUAAAGUCUGCAA